GCAAAAUUAGAAAAGAGAGAAGAAAAAAGAUAACCAAAAAAGAAACAAAUUGUUUAGCUAAUGUUUUCCCGGAUAAAUGCUGCGGUGCAUACUAGUUUUCUAGGCUUAUCGGUGUAUUUUUAAACGUUUGCACUUGUGCACGUGUGGCUGCAACUCAACCUUACGCCCGGUCACGAUGGCAACCGACCUGCUCAAGGGGUGCGACGACCUGCAGAACGAGCUGGACCGUGCGAGAAACAAUCUCAAAGGGCUGAACGAUAACAUCCGAAGAAUAUUCGGACGCGAUCCGUCCAACGCAGAGCCUUACAACAAUGGGCGGGAGGAUGGUGGCGGUGGCGGCGGACCGAACACACCGAACGGGGGCAACAAAAAGGGGGGAUUCGCCAUGAAGGAGGGCUACGAUGCGCGGAAGCGAAACUCGCUCGGCUUCGACUCGCCCCAUGCGAUGGGCCCGCGCCGGGACCACGCCAGACCGUACCCCGAAUCCGGUGGCCACCCGAAUCCGGCCAAACGACGUGCCAUGGGGGAAAUGAAAUCCGUGUUCAGUCGCCUGUCCGGACCACCGAACCGUGACGUAGAGUACGAAAAGCCGCGACUGUUUUCACGCGUCAUCAAGGAGCAACCGUCCAAGGAGGACAUCGUGGCGGCACAGGGCUCGGACGAACGGUCCCGGGCUCGCAAUCGGCGCAUCUUCGGCUCGCUGCUCGGCACGCUGCAAAAGUUCUCCCAGGAGGAGUCGAAGCUGAAGUCGAAGGAGGAGAAAAAGGCCAUGAUCGAGAAGAAGCUGGAGGAGCAGGAAAAGAUGGAGCGGGAAAACAUGCAGAAGGAGAAGCAGUGCCUGUUUACCGACCGGAAACGGCAGCAGCUCGAAAUACGCGCGCUAGAAACGAAGAUGGCCAAGCUGAAGGCGCUGGAGGUGUGGGAAAACUCGAAACGGCCGCUGCAGAACUUUAUCAAAACGAAAACCAAUCCACCGAUCUUCUACCUGCCAAAGCGGAUGAAUGCUGCCAUGGAGAAGAAGCUGGCCGAAUGUCAGAAGGAGCAGCAAAAAUUGAUGGACGAGAAGCGACAGGAAGUGAUGGAAAGUAUUGAGGCGGUCGAGGAACGGUUCAAGGCUGACAUCAAAUCGCUGGAGGAAAACAAUGGCAAGGACCGUACCGGUGCCGCCGGGUACGAUCGGAUGAAAGCAGCUUCCGGCAGCUUUGAUGACAGUUUCGGCACGGGCUCGAAGCACGAUCGCAUCAAGAUGGAGGAAGACGACGAGGACGAUGAUCCGCACAGUGCGUACCAGUACGAGCAGGACGAACAGCCCGAUGUUCCUGAGGGCCCCGCACUUCCGGCCUCGAUGGUGUCACGGUUUAAAAUUACUAUCCACAACACUGACCACAAACAAGAUACUGCAGAACGUCGGGACGUUUCGGCGGAAGAAUCGAAGUCCACACGAGUGCAGGCAUCGGAAAGCAUAGUAAUGGAUAUGGACGAUUCCAUCGUAGAGCCGAAUGAACGUUCCGAAAAGAGCCCUAAAAGGCGCAAGAGCUCCAUCGACCGAUCGGCAAAGAAUAUUCAAAUCACGUUCAGAACGUCCGCCAAUGCCGAUAAUAAUAAUUGAUCGUGUUCAGUCAGGCGCUCGCAAGCUGCAGGAAGGAAUUAGUCUCCCAUCAGUUUGCAUUUUUUCGUUUGUUUUUGCAGGAACAGUACAAGCGCCCCGCGUGGGCAGUCGCCGUGGCGACGUUACCUUCCAGUAGGCCACACACACAUACGGACACAAAGACCAUAUUUUUAUAACAUACAGGAUGAUACUCAGAUAGAGAGGAUGGUCGAUGUAAAGGCAGGAGGUAAUUUCAAUUUUUCCAUCAGAGCAACAGUCUGUUCCUUAGCUCAGGGCCAGUUCAUCAAGGAAGCAAAACGUUCUUUUCGUUUUAGAUCCAUACACUCGGUGAGUAGGGAACAGCAUAAUCAAUCCUGUUUUUUUCCUUUCAAACUAUCUAAAAAUACCAUGUCAGUACACUUUUAUCAGUUCUGUAUUGCACAAGAAAUUCGUCAUGAAUUGUUGUUCACCCGCAUCAGCAUCGAGCAACAAUCGUGUACACUUCUUUCGAAUCCCCUCCCCUCAUUUCAUGCAGAGGAACACGAGAAUAAGAGUAAUCAUUAGGCGGUUAAGGUGUACGAUAUAACUCAUGUUUGCCGUUGCUGUACCAAGGCGGUACAAUGGGCAACAUACAAAAAAUGCAACAAUACCGUAUCGCUUGUAGCAGGUAAAGUUUACCUCGUAAGAUAGACGCUAAGGGCGCUGAUAGGGAUGAUAGGGAUGAACUCAAACUCACCUAUUUACAGGCCGUGCAGUGCGUUAUCGAUACCGUAACAUAAUUUAGUGAAAGAAUUACACAUUACAUUUAGCAUGUAAUAAACCGGUUUUCAUACUUCCCGUA
Messenger RNA from Anopheles coluzzii, 2429 nucleotides. RefSeq names its product pinin (gene Pnn). The transcript has 3 exons. Bases 176 to 1609 code for a protein of 477 amino acids. Gene Ontology annotation, cellular component: catalytic step 2 spliceosome. The record is from RefSeq and is a predicted model, not a curated record. NCBI's taxonomy places the organism in Eukaryota, Metazoa, Arthropoda, Insecta, Diptera, Culicidae.